Messenger RNA from Angiostrongylus costaricensis, 216 nucleotides. The record is from the annotation of a GenBank genome assembly. NCBI's taxonomy places the organism in Eukaryota, Metazoa, Nematoda, Chromadorea, Rhabditida, Metastrongylidae.
AUGGUGGACCCGACGCAUCAUGCGGAUGAACGACAGCCGAUGGCAAAAGCAGUUAGUGAUUGGAUUGUUCGGGAUGUCAAACGUCUUGCAGGAAGACCACCUGUCCGCUGUUUACAGUUCUUCACGAAAACCCGUGAAGAACAGCAUGAUGCUCGACGAAUCCUUGGAGCGAGCAAAGCCUACUCAGCCACUUUUGCACGCGGUAGGAAGAAAUAG